AUGGCCAGAUCUGCCCUGGAUGGCUACAACGUUUGUAUCUUUGCCUACGGUCAAACAGGCAGUGGCAAGACCUACACCAUGGAGGGGCCUGAUGAGCUGACGUGUGACACCAAGGGGAUGAUUCCACGCGCAGUCGAUCAGAUCUUCGCCACUGCACGUAGACUCGAGACCAUGGGAUGGCUGUACAAGUUCACGGCCAGCUUUCUGGAGAUCUACAACGAAAACAUCCGUGACCUGUUGGUGACCAAAGCACAGAAGGCUGUCGUGUAUGAGAUCAAGCAACGCAGUAAUAAGAGUGAGGAGCUAUACGUCACCAACUUGAAGUACAUCACUGUCGGCACAGUGGAGGAGGUCAACAAGUUGAUUGCCACUGCCAAAACGAACCGCUCAGUGGCAGCGACAGCCAGCAACCAUCAAUCAUCAAGGAGCCACAGUGUCUUCCAGCUCUACAUAGAAGGGAGUAACUCUGCCAACGGCCUGGUGUGUAGAUCAACCCUGUGCCUGGUGGACCUGGCGGGCAGCGAGCACCUGGAUAAAUCUCACUCGACUGGGGACCGUCUGCGGGAGGCUCAGGCCAUCAACACCAGCCUGUCCUGCCUCGGACUCGUCAUUCUGUCACUGUCCAACAAGGAAGCUCACAUCCCUUACCGCAAUAGUAAGCUGACCCACCUGCUGCAGAACAGCUUGGGAGGAAAUUCAAAGACGUUGAUGUUUGUCAACGUGUCGCCGCUGGAAGAAGACUUCCAUGAAUCCCUCAACACUUUGCGGUUUGCCAGUCAGGUGAACGAGUGUACCAUCGGGACAGCACAAAUGAAUCGUAAACGUGUCCUAUGAGGGGGAGAGGAGCCGUCCUGUGUCCAGCUGGGCUGCUGAUCCAGUCUCGUAUUUAUAUGUCUUUGUAUCUAUCGCUUUAAUC
This is a messenger RNA of Leucoraja erinaceus (little skate), 916 nucleotides long. RefSeq names its product carboxy-terminal kinesin 2-like. The record is from RefSeq and is a predicted model, not a curated record. The transcript has 8 exons. Bases 1 to 834 code for a protein of 277 amino acids. Gene Ontology annotation, biological process: microtubule-based movement. Gene Ontology annotation, molecular function: ATP binding; microtubule motor activity; microtubule binding. NCBI's taxonomy places the organism in Eukaryota, Metazoa, Chordata, Chondrichthyes, Rajiformes, Rajidae.